Messenger RNA from Cannabis sativa, 2742 nucleotides. Its product is annotated as protein indeterminate-domain 7. Gene Ontology annotation, molecular function: DNA-binding transcription factor activity. The coding region runs from base 729 to 2570 and encodes 613 amino acids. Gene Ontology annotation, cellular component: nucleus. The transcript is spliced from 3 exons. The record is from RefSeq and is a predicted model, not a curated record. NCBI's taxonomy places the organism in Eukaryota, Viridiplantae, Streptophyta, Magnoliopsida, Rosales, Cannabaceae.
UACAGAGAGGUAUAUCUCUUUCCUCACCCACAUAUUUCUCUCUCUCUCUCUCUCUCUCUCUCUCUCUCUCUCACACAAAAUUGUAAGAGCUAAAGCCUUUAUUUUUAUUUUCUUUGGUCAUAUUUUGAGCUUUAUUAGAUUUUCUUGGUCUUAUCAAGCAUGGUUUUUGAACCAUGAGCGAUAAAAUAAAUCACUAGAGGGUCUGGUUCUGCUCCCAACUGCUUGCUAUAUACCUCUCUCUCUCUCUCUAUUUCUCUCUCUCUCCUUCUCUUUGUUUCUUUUGAGCUUUGAAAAAUCAAAACUUGUCUCUUGGGCUGCAGCCAAACAAAGAAGAAACUAUCAAGGUGUGAUUGUAGUGAGAUAUAUAUUUAUAUAUAUAAGCCAGUUUAACUUCUUUAGCUUGAGACUACUACUACUACAACUACUACUCUUUUCAGACAACUAAAAAAAAAUUGUUGCCUUCUUUUGGGUUUUCAUUUGUUUUCUCUCUCCGGUUAUACCUUUGUUUUUUAGCUUUUAAUUUAUCUUUUUUGUUUGGUUUUUGUCUUUAACAAUUAGAUCCUAACAGUACUAACCUUUAAAUUUUCAUUCUCAUCAGGGAAAACCAAAAAACCAAGAUCUAGCUAUGUGUAUGUAUAUGCUCCUCCUUUCCAUGUAAUAUAAUAUAAGUUCAAAAUUAAUUUAUUGCAUGUGUCAAAAACAAAAACAAAGAAUAUAGAUCAUAUAAGAUGAUGCUAUUCCAACAACAAGAAGAAAGAGUAGUAGCAGUAAUGGAUGAGAACAAUAUGUCUAAUUUGACCUCAGCAGCAUCUGGUGAUCAAACAAGUGUUAGUUCUUCAGGUAACAGAGCUGAAAUUGGUACCAAUAAUGGCUUUUCACACCAAUAUUUUGCCUCACCACCACCUCAUCAAUCUCAACCACCGCCCAAAAAGAAGAGAAACCUUCCAGGAAACCCAGACCCUGAUGCAGAAGUGAUUGCCUUGUCUCCCAAGACUCUUAUGGCAACAAAUAGAUUCAUAUGUGAGAUCUGCAACAAAGGGUUUCAAAGAGACCAAAAUCUUCAACUUCACAGAAGAGGACACAAUUUGCCAUGGAAGCUUAAGCAAAGGACAAGCAAAGAGGUGAAGAAGAAGGUUUAUGUGUGCCCAGAAGCGAGUUGUGUCCACCAUGAGCCGUCGAGGGCUCUUGGCGACUUGACUGGUAUUAAGAAGCAUUUUUGUAGAAAACAUGGUGAGAAGAAGUGGAAAUGUGACAAGUGCUCAAAGCGUUAUGCUGUUCAAUCCGAUUGGAAAGCUCAUUCAAAGACCUGUGGCACCAGGGAGUACAGAUGUGACUGUGGAACCCUUUUCUCAAGGAGAGACAGUUUCAUCACCCAUAGAGCCUUUUGUGACGCUUUAGCAGAGGAGAGUGCAAGAGCUAUAAAUGGAGGACCAGUACUACCAGGAUCAGUCGGAACAAACCCACUUGGCUCUUCUUCUUCAGCAAUCUUAUCUCAUCUAAAUCUCCAAACCCAAUUGUUAAAUAACCAUAAUCAUCAUCAUAAUCUUCAUCACCAAGACUUAGUCCAUUCCUUCUCCCUCAAAAAAGAGCAACAAAAUUUCACUACUACUGCAACCACAGCUGCUACUCCCAGUGGUAAUAAUAACAAUCUCAUAAGGCAAGAUCACAACCUUCCACCAUGGCUAGCUUGUAGCCCAACCCAAAUAGAUCUCACAAAUUCCUCAUCUUCAAUCUUCUCACCAAGAUCAUUAGACCAAGAAAAUUUAAACCUCCUCAAUUCCCCAAACCCUAACCCUAGCAGCCUCGUCCCAAAUCUUCCACCUCAUCACUACCAACCGCAGCCCUCGGCUCACAUGUCUGCCACGGCAUUGCUUCAGAAAGCAGCUCAAAUUGGCGCAACCAUGAGCAACAACAACAACAACAACAACAGUACUAAUAAUAAGAAUAAUAAUGAUACGGUGGCUGCUGGCUCAGCUACCUCGCCGGUAAUGAUGAUGAGGACCCACCAAGAUUCUGGAGCCAAUAACUUUGGGCUCAACCUGUCAUCACGUGAUCAUCAAGAUCAGACGGUUCUAACAACAGGUCAUGGGUUUGGGAAUAAUAAUAAUGAUAAAAGUAGUGGUAGUAACAGUACUAUUACUACCACUAGUCUACUUCAGGAGUAUAUGAUGAGUUCAUUGUCUUCUACUACUACUGGAACUACUACUACUGGUGGUAUCAGUACCUCUAGCACUAGUAGUACCACACCUGGGUUUCGUGAUCAUCAUCAUCAUAAUCACGACCCUUUCAAUGGAGUCAUUCUCAAUAGUGAUCCAAAAAAAGAUGGCCAAGAUCCUUCUCAUCUCGGAAAAACCAACUCCACCGCGGCCGCGGAAAGCGGGGGUGGUGUUGGUGGUAAUGGGAAUCAUAAUGGGGAAGGUUUGACACGAGAUUUCUUGGGUUUAAGACCACUUUCUCAUACUGAGAUGUUGAACAUGGCUGCUCUUGGAAACACCAUCAACAUGUCCCAUAAUCCUCACCACCACCACCAACAACAACAACAAAAUAAUCAACCCCAGAAACCAUGGUAAUAUAUAUAUUAUAUAUAGUAAGGUUUCAGGUUUGUUCCUCAAUGUGGAACCUGAGCUCAUCUCUUUCUAUAUAUAUAUCUCUCUCUCUCUCCUUUUUGUUUAUUUUCUAAAGGAACAUAAUAACUUUGAUUUUCAUAAUUUUGGUAUAUUUAUCUAUAAUUUUUGUCGUCAA